AAUCGAUAGCGCUAGUUGAGGGCAUGAAUAAAUUGCGACAAGUACUACGAGUAUUUCGAACGGGGAGCAACCACAACAAACGAUUGCACAAUUGUCAGUGGCAAUGUUUUUCCCAUUUCCACCAUUGGCCAACGUAUUUACCAUUUGCAUUGCGUUGCGGGCCAAAUCUAAUUGGAUUAGGGAAAAAAACCUCACGCCGCCCGGCCAAGACCCAGGGGCCCAGCCAGCAGCAGUCACAAGGGGAACACGCAGCAGGCCUGAUGGCAUGGCGGAUCCACAACUAGAGCUGGAAAUGCCACCAAGAAUAGGAUUACAUAUAAACCACAGCCAUGAGCGAGCGCCACAUAAAACCCAUCUUCAAGCGAAGGACGAGCGCCUCCACGAAGAACCCCAGCGCCAGCGCAAGCAGCCCCUUAAUCAUUGACUAUGAGCGCAUGGAGGGGGAGAAUGGAGCCAAGGCUAUGCUUCCAGCAGCUGCGCCAGCACCACCCACUGGAGGACAUGGCAAGCUGCUGCUCAAGCUGACCUCCUCAAAGAUUUCACUGCGUAAGAAUCCGCCCCAGGAACAGCGACAGCAGCUACAGACCCUGCCCAUUGCCGAGGCAGUGCGUCGCAAGUCGGCGCCACAGCUGUUCACCUUCACCAUUUCACCGAAAGUGGAGGGCAGCUCCGCGGACACGCCCACCGUGCCCAAACUGGAGCUGAGCAACUGCAUCAUCCGACGCUCGCGGACACUGGGAUUGCCUGGGCCCAUCCAACCCACUCUGACGGAGAUACCCCUGGAGGAAGCCCAAGUCCAGGACAGCGGCAGCGAGCCCAGCAGCAGCCUGGCUGGAGGGGGUGGCAGUUCCACCUCCCCGGAGUCGCUGCUGGACAACAUCUUGAGCGGUGCCUCGUCGGUGUCCGUGCAGAGCAGCAGCAGCAGCAGCCAGGCCAGCAAUGUGACGGUGGCUCAGCCACAGAUCAGAGCCAAGGCCGAGCAGCUGCAUCCCAAGCGAUUGCUGAGUCUGAAGGCCUCCCCAGAGCUGAGGGUGUCGCCACCCACGCCGGACACCGCACAGCCCAGGCAGGAGUUGCUGCCGCGAUUGCUCCUACAUUCCGUGGAGCGGCCACCCACACUGGAGAUCUACAAUGCACACAGUCCCCAGAUCCGAAGUCGCUCCAAUUCGCCAGCCAUCACGCCCUCGCCCUCACCCAGCAUCACGCUGAGACCCAGCACCCCACCGGAGACAUCUUUGGUCACCUUCACAGAUGAUCUCAAGUGCGCCAUCUGCAUGGAUGUGUACACGGAUCCGCGCACCCUGCACUGCCUGCACUCGUUUUGCCUGCAGUGUCUGGUCAAUGAGAAUUUCAAGGAGGAGGCCUGCGCCACAUGGGAUCAGGAUCAGUCACAGAGCGAGGUGCCCUCCAACUACAGCCUGCGCUCAGAGAUGGGCGGUUCGAGUGCAGAGCUGGCGACGGUUUCCCCAGCCAGGCAGCGUGGUGCCAGCUUCAGUUUGAGGCGCAAGAAGUCCAUGGAUCGACUGGUGGUUAGGUCAAAGAGCGAUGGCAAGCGCUCCACUAGUUCCUUUAGCACUCGCUUCACGGGCAGCUUUGUCAGCGACAUUGCCCCACGCUGCAUACGCUGCCAUGUCUGCCAGUAUCCAACGGAUGUGCCACUGGGUGGUGUGCGUCUGCUGCCACAAAACUACUUGCUGGUGAGGCGCAUUGAAGUGCUGCGCCUACAGGCAGGCGAAGAUGUCAUUUCGAGGGUGUGGUGUUCGCUCUGCAGCGAUGAGAUUAGUGCCACCUAUCACUGCAUCAGCUGCACCCUCAAUCUGUGCUCCCUGUGCAAAGAGGCGCACGAGCGGCAGCGUUCGACAGCCAAUCAUCGCAUGAGAGGCAUACUGGAGCUCAGGCGCGCACGCAAGCAAAAGCAGCAGCAGCUGGGACUCGGAGAUAGCAGCAAGCUGGUGCUAAAGUGUGGCCUCCACACGAACUUUGAGCUGAAGGCCUUUUGUGUGGUGUGUCGACAGUUGGCCUGCACGGAUUGCCUGGUGCUGCUGCACAAGGGACAUCGGCACGAGAACAUAGCCCGGGCCAUUGGACAGCAGGGAAAACUCCUCAGAGAAGCCACCGAUCAGACGCGUCCGCUGUGCCAAUAUGCCGAGCAUUCGAUCGAAAGGCUGAACGAGAUAGCCAGGGGCAUCAAUGCCAGAUGCGAUGAUAUACACAGCCAGGUGGAGCGCCAUAUGCAGGGUUACUUCGAGGCAGUCGAAGUGCAUCGAAGGACGCUGCUGCAGCAGAUAAGUCGCGCUAGGGAGUCCAAAGUGGAGAUUAUACUCAAGCAGCAGUUGGAUUUGGAAAAACGCACUCAGGAGGCCAUGGAUGCUAUACGCUUUAGCCAGGAGCUGUGCGAAAUUGGUGCCGAUGCAGAGAUACUCAGUUUUGUGGGCAUUCUUCUCAAACGUUUUGAGUUUUGCCAGCAAUUCAAGCCGCCAGUGGAUCCCAAGAUCUCCGAUUCGCUGCACUUUCUGCCCAAGAUACGGGCACCGGCCACCAAGGAUCAGCGGGAUAUACCGCUGUAUGGCAUCAUUACCAUGCAGGUGGUGGAGCCAUCGCUGUGCACUCUCGAGUGGGAGGGCUUCUCCCAGCUGCGACUCCACAAGAAGGCCGAUCUACUGCUGCACUCGCGCGAUGCGGAUGGCGUUUCCCUCUGUCAUGGUGGGCUGCAUAUCAACUGCAUGAUCAAGUACAAGGACUCCACUUCAAAGUUUCUGCCCAUCGAUGUGGCGGACAAUCGUGAUGGCAGCUAUAACAUCUCCUUCACGCCCGACUCUCAGGGCACACUGAUCCUCACGAUCACCAUCAAUGAGCGGCCCAUCAAGAGCAGCCCCUUCACGUUCCAGGCCAGGCAAGUUCGUCCACACACGGGCAUUUAUCACUGCUGUUCCUUCUGUUCCGGCAAGGGCAGCCGGAGUGUCAAGUGCAGCUGCGAGGGACGUAUGCCGGGCUACAGUGGCUGUGGGCAUGGUCAUGCGGGGCAUCCGGGACGUCGUCACUGGUCCUGUUGUGGCAAUGUCCUAGAGAACUCGGAAUGUAAUGUGGCCAACAAGUUGCUGAAUGCUUAGCCUGUUCCACUGGGCCACGUGGCUUGGGAUACCAAAUAGAUAUCAAUCUUGGGUAUAAAUAAGCUUCAUUUCUGAUUUGAUUAGCAAAAUUUUUAAAAUAUAAAAAAAAACGA
Drosophila obscura is the source of this 3223-nucleotide messenger RNA. RefSeq names its product tripartite motif-containing protein 45. The transcript has 4 exons. NCBI's taxonomy places the organism in Eukaryota, Metazoa, Arthropoda, Insecta, Diptera, Drosophilidae. Gene Ontology annotation, cellular component: chromatin; nucleoplasm. Gene Ontology annotation, biological process: positive regulation of DNA-templated transcription. Gene Ontology annotation, molecular function: ubiquitin-protein transferase activity; zinc ion binding; protein binding. Bases 330 to 3110 code for a protein of 926 amino acids. The record is from RefSeq and is a predicted model, not a curated record.